AUGAAACAUUUUGCUAUUGAUUAUCAUUUUGUUCGUGACCUUAUUGCCAAGAAUAAGCUUAAUGUCUCUCAUGUUCUGUCUAGUCAUAAGCUUGCAGACUUGCUAACUAAGUCCCUUGUUGUCCCAAGAAACAAGUUUCUCAUAUCCAAUAUUGGAGUCAUCGAAUCCUCCUCCAUCUUGCUCACAAGUUCAAUGCCAGAUAUCGUAUCUCCUUCUUUUUCAUCUUUUUCCGAUCAAACCCUAACCAUGGAUCACUCUUCAGGAAAAGAAAAUGAGCGCAAGAAGUUGACGAGUUCAGAAAAAGAAUUCGAUUUUUCAUCUCUCUCCCUACCCUUCAAUCCACCCCAACCCCAACCCCAACCAAUACUCGCUCCGUGCGCGUCAACUUUGACAUCCAUCGAUCUCAACUCCAAACCAAAAGACGACUUAGACACCGUUACUGUUACAUCUCUUUCUCGUCCCAAUCGCCGUCGUCCGUCUCGAGGGCCAGGCGAAGGAAAAAGCACGACCGUCCCUCCACCUUUCCCUUGGGCCACAAACCACCGAGCCACCGUGUACGACCGCACCCACCUCUUGAAAAACAAUAUUCGUACCAUCACGGGAAUGGUGCAGUGCAAGAGUUGCUAUAAGAAGUUCGAGAUGGGGUUUGAUUUGGAGGAGAAAUUCACUGCACUGUGCAUCUUCAUUCAGAAGAACAAAGCCACCAUGCACGAUAGGGCACCCAAGGUCUGGGUUCAUCCCGUCUUACCCAUGUGUCAGUAUUGCGGGCAAGAAAAUUGCGUAAAGCCCUUCCUUGGAAACACCAAGAAGAAGGCCAUUAAUUGGCUCUUCUUGCUGCUGGGUCAAAUGCUCGGUUGCUGCACUCUAAAUCAGUUGAAAUAUUUCUGCAAGCACACCAAAAACCAUCGAACUGGUGCCAAAGAUCGUGUUCUUUAUUCUACCUAUAUGGGUCUCUUCAAGCAGCUUGUUCCUGAAUGGUCGCUCUCAUGA
Molecule: messenger RNA, 990 nt
Organism: Abrus precatorius (Indian licorice)
Lineage: Eukaryota; Viridiplantae; Streptophyta; Magnoliopsida; Fabales; Fabaceae
Exons: 2
Coding region: 1-990 (329 amino acids)
Source: RefSeq, a predicted model, not a curated record